Molecule: messenger RNA, 1076 nt
Organism: Medicago truncatula (barrel medic)
Lineage: Eukaryota; Viridiplantae; Streptophyta; Magnoliopsida; Fabales; Fabaceae
Product: probable glutathione S-transferase
Exons: 2
Coding region: 172-834 (220 amino acids)
Biological process (GO): glutathione metabolic process
Cellular component (GO): cytoplasm
Molecular function (GO): glutathione transferase activity
Source: RefSeq, a predicted model, not a curated record
ACCUACCCAGUAGCCACCAACCCACCAAGUUCUAGUCCAUCAAAGUUGACCAAAAACAUCACAAACCAAACACUAAUCCUUGUCCUCUAUAAACAGCAAAAACUUUUAAUCAAAGCUAUUACAAUCAUAUCCUAAAAUUCACAUUUCUUAGGUACAAAAUUCAUUUUUGAGAUGGCUACUGCAAAUCAAGAAGAAGUGAGGCUAUUAGGAAAAUGGGCAAGUCCAUUUAGCAACAGAAUUGAUCUUGCAUUGAAACUCAAAGGUGUUCCAUACAAAUACUCUGAAGAAAAUCUAGCUAAUAAAAGUGAUGAUCUUCUUAAAUACAAUCCUGUUUACAAGAAGGUGCCUAUUCUUGUUCACAAUGGAAAUCCAAUUGCUGAGUCUCUUAUCAUUCUUGAAUACAUAGAUGAGACAUGGAAGAAUAAUCCACUUUUGUCUGAGGAUCCUUAUGAGAGAGCCUUGGCUCGUUUUUGGUCUAAGACUCUUGAUGACAAGAUUUUGCCUGCAAUAUGGAAUGCUUGUUGGAGUGAUGAGAAGGGACGUGAGAAAGCUGUGGAGGAAGCAUUAGAAGCUCUAAAGAUACUAGAGGAUGAAAUAAAGGACAAGAAAUUCUUUGGUGGAGAAACCUUAGGACUUGUAGAUAUUGCUGCCAAUUUCAUUGGUUAUUGGGUUUAUAUAUUACAAGAAAUUGCAGGGUUGGAGUUACUCACUCUUGAGAAAUUUCCAAAGGUAUAUAAAUGGAGUCAAGAAUUUAUCAAUCACCCUGUUAUCAAGGAAGGGUUGCCUCCAAGAGAUGAACUAUUUGCCUUUUUCAAAGCUUCAGCUUCAAAGUAGAACCAAUUUUAGAGGCAUGAUUUAUAAUUGUUUUUCAUAAUUUAAUUUUCCUUCAAAAUAAUCAUGUUGUACUGAUUUGAGUUGUAAGCCAAAAGCUUGUUAUUUUUUUCUUGAUUUUUUAGUUUAAUUGAACAAUGCCACGAACUUGCAUAACUCCAUUUUAACAUGUAUAACUUCACAUGUUAAAAUGAGUGAAUGAUCAUUCUCUAAAAUUGCAUGACCAAAAUAAUUUGGUUUUUGAA